Molecule: messenger RNA, 606 nt
Organism: Lactuca virosa
Lineage: Eukaryota; Viridiplantae; Streptophyta; Magnoliopsida; Asterales; Asteraceae
Source: the annotation of a GenBank genome assembly
AUGGAGACGGGUCGUGAAUCCAUGAUCGUCGCGCCACCGCCCCCACCGCUGCCGCCUACUUUUGUUGCUCCCGGAUUCCGAUUUCACCCCACUGACGAGGAGCUUGUGAGGUGUUACCUGAGGCGUAAGGUUUGUGGGAAGCCCUUUCAGUCUCAGAUGGUGCCGGAAGUUGAUAUCUACAAAUCUGAGCCCUGGGAACUUGCUGGUAUACAUAAUUCUUUCUGGUUUGAUGAUUAUCGAGCACCUAUCUGUUCGUUUAGGGUUGCUGUGUGGCUUCCGAUGGAUUUCUCGGGCAAUAACAUCCCACAAUCGAUCGAUCGUCUCCACCGGCUCACCCUUCUUACGUUUCUCCACCGGAUUCAGGCUGCGGACUCCUUCUUUCCUCUAUUCACCGCUAUUUCCGAUCACCACCGUCUCCUUGCUUUACUCUUUCACAAAUCGAUUGACGCUGCUUACAGAUAUCAGUUGUGGGUGAAUAGCAAGGUUUAUUGUGACUUUCAACAGAUUUCCAUGCUUGCAGAGCCAUUGAUAUUGACAUCUGUGUUUUUCUUUUUGUUUGUUGCUGCUGUGGCUUAUCUUCACAUGGACAUCUUAAUAAGAAAUUGA